Molecule: messenger RNA, 2400 nt
Organism: Pecten maximus
Lineage: Eukaryota; Metazoa; Mollusca; Bivalvia; Pectinida; Pectinidae
Exons: 4
Coding region: 362-1747 (461 amino acids)
Molecular function (GO): protein binding
Source: RefSeq, a predicted model, not a curated record
UGAAGUAGACUGUAGUUUAUAUACUGUGUGUUAUUUGUAGAGACGCGUGGCGAUAUCGAACUGGGUCACACGAGACCAGAUGUAAACAUUGAAAACUAGACCAUAACAAUGUCAUUUAACGUGAUUUAAGAAGACUGGACAUAUUUGUGAUUUCUGCUGAUUUUAAUUUGGAACAGCCAUUUUCCAAUCGUAUCUAGAUCUGUAUUCAUAGGGGGAAAACUGCAGGCAGGAUUUCCAAGGAUCUGUGACGUCAGUGUGUUGGCCAGGUUUGAGUACAGAAAAACACACACGGGGUAUCAACAUAGCGUCAACCUGGUCCAUAUAUUUGCUCUUUGACCAAAACGAUGCCGUGUACGUUCCGAUGAUUACAACAAUGGCACAUCAACCACGUAAAUAUGCUAAUGUAGCACCCAAACUACCUGGAAGAGAGCGAAAACCUUCAGCUUGUGAAUCUUGUAAAUGUACUAACUGUAAUGAUUACGAAUCCUGUAACAGUUGUUCUGUGGUAAACGAUGGUUACCUUAGAACAGUCCACGACGAAAAACCACCAGUUCCAUGUCGACAAAGGAGAUUCACAGACGAUUUUUCUCCAGAGGUAUGUUUUAGGGAAUCUAUGAUACAAGAGGAUACACCAAAACACGACACUAAACGAAUGAAGGAGCUUGAUAUUCAACUACCAUUGCCAAAUAUACCUAUUGAUUUUCAAAAGCCUGAGCCAUUUCAGCAUAAGGUCCGGAAACCUUCUGACACCCUUCCCAUUCCUAAUGCAACAGCAACACCCCAGCCCCCGCUACACACACAAAGGGCUGAUGUGGAACCCGAACAUGUCACAACGAACAAAGUGGAACAGGGUCGGCUGGCACAGGUGGAUAUAACAUUACCUAGAAGAAAAAGUGAGUCUAGAAAAAGAAGAACACGCCAACCUAGGAAAGUACAUGUAUGGAUGAAAUUUGGGACCAUCGUUUCUAUAGUUUUACUUAUCGGAUUGUCAUAUAUGAUCUUUAAAAGUAUUAGAGAUAUUUGCUUUGCACCGUAUCACUAUAAAAGCACUUCUUCUCGUCAUAAAUGGAAUUAUUCUGAACCAAACGAAUCUAGACUCGAUACAACUAUAUGUUUUUCAUGUGACAUAAUUGAUAAAUUUAAAGGAGAGCAGAGUAGAUUCGAUUUAUAUGGCUUCAAAUCUACCGGUAACAGACGGCAUUGCUGUUUGGACCAACUUGGACAUAUGAAAUGGCUCGUUAGUAUGAUGAAAACGAAUGAAAUUUUGCAAGAUGAAGUGAGGGACAAUUCUUCGACUACAGUAUGCCCAGUGAAGGCUACACUUGUGCCAAUCCAAAAUGGAAACAAGACCGAUUUAAAACUGAACAAUACGGCUUUGCAAACACACUGUAGAGGAGCUUCGAUAAAUGUGACAAAGGACGCCCUAGUGACCAGAAAGGACGGAUUGUAUAUUGUGUACAUGACUAUGUCAGUAAAACUAGCUUCAAGACAAACAGAAGGGAACGGACAACAUGGAAACAUUGCAUUGAAAGCAUAUCUUUUUUGCAGUAAAUCUAAAAGGGGAAAAUGUAUUGAAAUGGAGACAUUUAACAAAACCAUAACGUAUAGUGACCAAAAUUUUCAUGUGUUUAAUUUGUACACCGUGAAAAAAUUUACAAAUGGAGAACACUUUUACCCAGUGCUGUCCGAGCCGGGAUAUCUAUACACAACGACAAAGGGUAACUUUAUCGGUGUUGUGGAACUUUGAAUUUGAUAUGAGAGAGAGAGAGAGAGAGAGAGAGAGAGAGAGAGAGAGAGAGAGAGAGAGUUGCGUCAGUUAAAAAUAGGAUGAGUGUAAAGAGGAGCCUAUCUGUGUUCGAGAAUUACACAUACAAAAAAUAUAUGUUAAAGCAAUGUGAUAGGAAUAAUUUGUGCCAAUAUUGACAGUAACUUCAUAACCUUGACCAUAUGUACCUACUUGUGUAAAGGUUGCAUUUCAUAUUAAUUAAAAAAUCAUUACAUUUGUCAAUAUUUCACCUGAACAGUAAAAAUAACCCUUAAUUUAAUAUAUCGUCGUGGCGUUCAUCUGACGACGACAUUAUCAAUUAUACAUAACAAUUAAUGAACGUAUGCUAUUAUUUAUUUAAACAAUUACGUUUACUUACACAAUCUGCAUUAUCAUUAAAGCGAUCUUAAAUCACUAGUCAGUACUAGCCAUUUAUUUUUUCCGAAAUACUAUUUUGAAUGUCACAACAUACUUAUACAAGUCCUGCGACUGAUAUCCAAGGGAUGACUCGCUCUGCCUUGUUUAUAAACAAUGAUCACGACAAUUAUACCGCUUUAGUGACUUAUAAACAAAUAUUGUAAAUAAAAUAAAAUGUAUGUUUUAAAUGCAAAAUAAAAUAAUCUUUUUACAACUUU